AUGGCGCCUCGCCAACAACGUCGUGCGACGCUCUCGUACUUGAGCGACGUGCUGCCGACCGCCCUGCCGCCCAUCUUUGAUCAAGCGCAGGGCACCACGGCCAACCACCGCAAGAACAUUGUCCAGCUGCGCAAGAUCCAAGACAAGUGUGCUGGUGUCACGGAGGAGACUCCCAAGGGAAUCAAACUUGUUGGAGAACGCGCGUUCAACGCCUUGUUUAUCGACAUGGUCAACCGCGUCCUCCCAGUCAAGAAAGGUGUCGCUGUCGCCGACCGCAUCGUCAAGUUUGUCGCCAGCUACGUCGCGUACACUACUGAACAGGAUUCCGCUUCCGAAGAUGAGGACGAUGGCACGUCGUCGCGCUUCGUUUCCAAGCUCCUCCGUCACCUCCUGUCCGGCAUGGAGGCCAAGGACAAGAACGUGCGGUUCCGCGUCACUCUCAUGACCGUGUCGCUCAUCAAUGGUCUCGGCGAGAUCGACCUUCUCGCCCGUGCCCGCGACAAGGAGUCGGCUGUCCGCAUCCAGGCCGCUCUCGGUCUGGCCAAGCUCCAGUCGGGUGAGGACGAGGACGAUCUGGAGGAGGGCCAAGAGUCGCUCGCCGAGGUUCUCCUCGACCUCCUCCGCUACGACCCGGCCGGAGAGGUCCGCCGUGCUGCACUGUACAACCUUCCCCGCACCCCGGCGACUCUCGCUGUCAUCCUGGCUCGUACACGCGACGUCGACCCCAUUCUCCGCCGCACCGUCUACCAGGGUAGCUUGAGCGCAGCUGGUCUUCCCGAUGCCCGUGUCCUCACUAUUGCACAGCGCGAGGAGGUUGUCCGCAACGGUCUUGGUGACCGUGACCCCAGCGUCCGCAAGGCCGCUGCCGCCAUGCUCGGAGGCUGGCUCGACCAAGCCGAGGGUAACCUUGUCGAGUUCCUUACUCGAUUCGACGUCGUUUCUUCCGAGGUGGCCGAGGACGCUCUCCUCUCCAUCUUCGUUACCCGCUCUGAGGUGUUUGAGCACGUCGAGUUUGGUGACGAGUGGUGGAACGAGCUUACGCCAGAGAAGGCGUUCCUCGCUCGCGUGUUCUCCGAGCACUGCAUUGCCAACAAGGACGAGGUACGCCUCGAGGAGACCAUGCCUGUUGUUACGGCUCUCGCGUUCAAGAUCCAGGACGAGUACAACAACCUGGUUACUUUGACGGUCGAGGGUAACGAGGACGUUCAGGACCAGGUGUUUAUUGUUGGCGAGCUCCUUCGCCUCGCUAUCACCUUGGACUAUGCCGACGAGAUUGGCCGUCGUAAGAUGUUCCAGCUCUCGCGCGAAAUGAUUGCCCAACCAAACCUUCCCGAGUCCCUCAUUCCUCGCUGCCUCGACGUUCUGAGCAAGAUUUCCAACGGCGAGCGUGACCUGAUCCGCCUUAUUGUCGACGUCGUCACCGAGCUUCGUGAAGGCGAUGGCGAGAUUGAAUUGUCCGAGGCGCCCACUCCCAGCCGCUCAACGUAUGGCGGUCCCUCCAGCCCUUCUCGCCGCGAGUCGCGCGUCGACCCCAACGACCCCGAGGCGGUCAUGCGCGCUGCUCUCAUCGACCUGCGCUGCCUGCUCAUCUGUAUCUCGCUCCUCGAGCGCGUCAACACUCCCCUUCAGGACAACUCGGUCUUCCACGGUCUUCUCCCCGACCUCAUCAUCCCAGCAGUCCGUAACAAGGACGAACCUGCCCUCCGUGACCAGGGCCUUGUUUGCCUCGGCCUGUGUUGCAUGAUCGACGAGAAGAUGGCGUCCAACAGUUUCGGCCUCUUCAUCCAGCAGCUGACCGCUGCCGACGACGAGCUCAAGGUCAAGGUCGUCCAGGUCAUCUUUGACUUGCUGAUGAUCCACGACAUUGAUAGUCUCAUUGUCAAGACAAUGCCGGCGGACCGUGUUGUCGAACUGGUUCGCCACAUGCUCGUCCAGGACGCACCAGAGGUUCAGGCGGCAGCAUGUGAGGGCGUUGCCAAGCUCAUGCUGGCCGGCAUGAUCCAAGACGAGACUGUGCUCCAGUCACUUGUGCUCCUCUACUUCUCGCCCGAGACGGCCGAUAACCAGCCACUUCGACAGUGCCUCACAUACUUCCUCCCUGUCUACUGCUACUCGUCGCCACUCAACCAGCGCCGCAUGCUUGACAUCUUCGGUGACACGUUUGCCAUGCUCUCCCAGCUGCGUGAAGAGUUUGAGGAUGCCACCGACCUCCUGCCUCUAUCCCAGAUGGGUCUCAUGAUGGUUGACUGGCUUGACCCUCACAAGGCUGUCGAGCGUGACGGGGCCGUGCCCGACCACGCCAUCCACCUGGACCUCGCCAUCGAACUUGUCAAGGGUCUCCUCACCGAGUCAUCACGUGAGGUGCGCAAGACCCUUGUUGGUUUCCUUGGCAAGCUCAACCUGCCCGAGAGCUUUGAGACGGACGCUUGGAAGACCAAGGCAGCGUUCCAGCUCAUCGGCGCCGUCAAGCAGAAGCGACCAUUGCCAGACACAAUGUCCCGCAACGCCUUGUCCCGUUUCGAGGCAUCCCUCGUUAAGCGGUACCCCGAGCUCGAGGGCUACGACGAGGAGGUGUUCCGCGGCGAGGGCGCCGAACACGAGGAGACGCAAGAACUGUUUGGCUUCAUUGAUGAUGUUGAGGAUAUGGUUGAAUCACCCGAGAAGCCUGGACGCCGAAGCAGCCGGGCACCAGCGUCACGGCGAGGUUCCUCGGUGGCGCCUAGCGAGCGGAGCGACGCAUCAGAAGGCGAGGCGACACCUGUGCGCCGACGUGCACCCCCACGCCCCGAGACUGUGGAAGAGGAAACGGAGGAGGAGGAGGAAGAGGAGAGUGAUGUGGAUGGUAUGCUCGGUACCGAUGACGAGUAG
Molecule: messenger RNA, 2868 nt
Organism: Apiotrichum porosum
Lineage: Eukaryota; Fungi; Basidiomycota; Tremellomycetes; Trichosporonales; Trichosporonaceae
Exons: 7
Coding region: 1-2868 (955 amino acids)
Biological process (GO): mitotic chromosome condensation
Cellular component (GO): condensin complex; condensed chromosome
Source: RefSeq, a predicted model, not a curated record